Messenger RNA from Anguilla rostrata (American eel), 1569 nucleotides. RefSeq names its product caveolin 4b (gene cav4b). The transcript has 4 exons. Gene Ontology annotation, biological process: regulation of cytosolic calcium ion concentration; cell differentiation; caveola assembly. NCBI's taxonomy places the organism in Eukaryota, Metazoa, Chordata, Actinopteri, Anguilliformes, Anguillidae. Gene Ontology annotation, cellular component: caveola; focal adhesion; sarcolemma. Bases 364 to 885 code for a protein of 173 amino acids. The record is from RefSeq and is a predicted model, not a curated record. Gene Ontology annotation, molecular function: molecular adaptor activity.
CUGCCUCUCACAGACACCCCUCACCACACAGAGAAACAGUCUCACACAGGGCACAGAACGGUGAACGUCAGGCUAUUAAUUCCCUAUGUCACUUCAUACAGUUUGCGACUGACCCAAAGGUGUGUGAAACCUCAUAGCUUCAUAAAAUACCUGUGGGGUGAAGCUAUAGGGUAAGGGGACCCUGGAACAGGCACGGGGAGGUGGGCCGGGCAGGCAUAGAGGGCAGGACCCGAACGGGACGCACCGCCGUUGCCGUCACUAACGUACGAAUCCCUGAUUGCCGCUGGAGCGAGUUUCCAUUUUCCUGUUCUUCCAGCACAGCCCUGAGGAUUCGGAUGCCAUUGCUCUCCAGAAGCCAUAACUAUGAUGUCAGAUGAGUACCUGGUUGACUGUAAGCUGGAUGAUGAUGAUGAUGAAGAUGAGGAGGCACUGGAGAAGCUGCAACAAACUCCGCCCCCACCACCAGAGUUCUCCACUCCCUCCCCCUACCCGUCCCUGUCCCAGCUGGAGUCCCGGGACCCAUACGGCGUUAACCAGCACCUAAAGGUGGAAUUCAGCGAUGUCCUGGCAGAGCCUGCCUCCCCACACAGCUGCGACCGCGUGUGGGUGUACAGCGGCAUCGGGUUCGAGUCAGCGCGUAUCUGGAGCUACCGCUGCCUGACCCUGCUGCUGGCUGUGCCCGUCUCCCUCCUCUCCGGCUGCCUGUUCGCCUGGCUCGCCUGCCUGCACAUCUGGUGUGUGAUGCCCUGUGUGCAGGUGUUUCAUUCCUGUUUGCCGUGGGUUCGCACUCUGUGGUUCAGCGUGAUUAACAUUUUCCUCGGCCCGUUGUGCGAGUCCGUCUCACGCUGCUGCAGCGGGCUGUACGUCACACUGUCCAAGGAGUGAGGGGUGUGGCCGUGCGCUCUCUUCCUCCCUCCAUACAGCAGGACGCUGCUUCUGUGGACCCAACCGGAGGCUCCGCCUACCUGACGGAGACAAGCUUGGAGUGUUUCCAAAGUAAACACGGAACCAAUGAUUGUGCAAAACACUUACACUUGCUCACCAUUCACACUGAUCCAAUAACAUCUCUCGGCCUGCCUGAAUUAGCAAAUGCUGAUUAGCUAAUGAUUCCUGUUCUCGUUUGGUAUUGUAAGAGAAUGCCUGUUGCAUGUGUGGUGUUUUUCCAGCUGCUGACUCUCAUACUAAGGAUUUCAAUGUCCAAUUUAUACUUGUAGUUCAGUGUUCUUUUUUAACUCUGGGUGCGUGAUAGGAUGUUGGAAACUUAACUCAAGUAAGUCCUAUAGCUCAUGCAUUCUUAAGGCCACGGCAGCUUAGAGAAGUACUUAUGAUGAGCAAAAAGUUUAAUGACAGGCUUAAUGACUGUCAACCAGAGACUGUAAAAAAUAGCUGUCAACCUAUUCACCCCCUGCCUGUUUUUAAAUACAUACUCACUGAAAUGUAGAACUAAAGCGUUGAGUAAGCUGGUUAAUGAAAAUAUGAUUAUACAUACUGGUAAAUCAGCCUCUUUCACUACGUGAGUGAUGUUCGUGUUCAUUUCAUAUACAUUAAUUAAAACUCUUUUUGUUCCCA